GGGUGUCAGACGCCCCCUGCAAGGUUCUUUCUUGGUGAGCGCGAUCUGCUGUGCCGCACAGCACAACCCCUUGAUAACCACCACCCCGAGGACUGCUUGCUGCAAAGACCUCAUUCCACGCCCCCACCUUCUUCCUGACGUGAUCGCAAUCGUUGUUCUCCUGCCUGUAAGGAUUUCCGCGAGGCAUGAGAAAUGGGGGCGUGUAUUCGCCGACCUCCGCUAGACUUUCCUUGGCCGUUUGCGAUAUGAAAGAGAACCGAACUCUGCCACCAGCGCGACCAUGAUCGUGCCCGAGAACCGUGCAGUAGCGCCCGUCUGGCCGGGCCCGACGAGCACUGCGUUCUCGACUGACUCAGCGCCACCGGCACCGAACCCGACCCUGACUUCGGCGCCAGAUGCCCAUGCCCGCGCCAUGCCGGACAGCGCAGGCUUGGAAGGGAAAUCCCGCACGCUGCAAGGUCCCUCAGCAAAAGAAUGGGCAAGCCACCGCGAGACCAUCAUCAGCCUCUACAGGCAAUAUCCUCUGAAGAGAGUGAGCGAGAUUAUGAGAAAGCAAUAUGGCUUCUCGGCAAGCAAGCGCAUGUAUGACAAGCGAUUUAGGGAGUGGCACGUCUUCAAGAAUGCCAACAGUGACGAAAGGGCGCGGGCGGCGCGGCGAGCGCAAGGAUCUGGCCCUCCGUCGCCUGCCCGGCAGACGGACCAAGGAAACAACUUCAGCCCUGAAGACUUGCGCAGGACGAUCCGCUGUGCCAGGACGGUUCAGCAGUCUGUGCAGCAGACGCCACCAACAACGUCUUCCUCCAGCCCCGCCCAAACAGGGAGCGCAAGCCCACCACAACCCUCACGGCAACCGAGACGGAGUAUCAGCAUCUCGGACCUAAUUAAGCAAGAAGAUGAGCCACACUUGCCCGCCUCCCAGCAGUCUCCCGGUCAGGAGGUCACCCCGCGGGCGCCUUUCUCACCACCCAGCACCCCUAGCAGUACCUCCGGCUCAAGUCUAGGGGCCUCGGACGAGAGUAGUCAGGAACAAGACGACCGUGGUGCACUCAUUGUUUCCGGUGCUUCAAGUCCCAGCAUGGCUGCUUAUACGGAGCAGCUGCGGCGGCUAUUCAACAGCCCGCCCCCAUCCAUGUCUCCGGACUCGCAGAUGCGAACCCUGAGCACCAUCACGUUGAAGCUGCGCGAGUAUUACGAUUGGCAGCUCAAUAACAUUCCACCAGGUGUUAGCCCCGACCAUUACCUAGGAGAAAGAUCUCCUGACGAAUCCACACGUUAUUGGAACACCAUAAAAAAUGCCCUCUAUCUCGUCAAGAUAUCCGCUGGGUCCGUAGAAGACCCUGAACAUCGUCCAGACCGGCGAGCCUGGUCUGCCUUUUCGGAGGCAGGCCAACUUGCAGCCGGGGCGAUGACGACCCAACCGUUUGACUUUUUACGGAACGUGUUCGCUACGCUCUCGCCAGUCAACACCAGCGCAAGACCUGAACUUCGAGCCAUAAUCCUCCAGUUCCUCGCCAAGGAGGCCCAGAGGAGCCUCUCAUCCAACCACCCAAUCACCCAUAUCUGCAAGGAACUGCUGCAGGACGAAAACUGCCAAGAAAUUUCGCAGCGCAGCCUACAGUGCAUGCUCGACAUCUUCAACACCCGACUUGGGCGGUCUCGAGCAAUCACCUUCAAACUCCUCGACUCACUGGCCACGCUUCUUCGCCGAAGUGGUGAAUAUCAUGCCGGUCUCGAGAUCAUUACGGAGCUGCUCAACUCGGCUCGCCCGGAGUUCGGGCCGGACUCGGACCAAGUGCGAUCGGUCGAGAACGAGCUCGCCCACUUUUACAUGCUGACCGGCGAGCCUGACCUGGCGCUCAGCCACUGCAUGUCAGUGGUCACAAGACCGCCGCCCUCGACAGCGCGGGCGCAGGGGGAGCCCACCUUUUAUCAAGACGGCAUCGCUGCUCACGCUAUGGAGGACAUCGCCGAGAUACAUCAGCGCCGCGGAGAUCUGGAGCAAUGCAUCGUGUGGCUAGAACGCGCCGCCUCGAUAGCACUAACUGUCUGGGGACCCAAGGCCGUAGCGACGGGGCAUCUGAUUGAUAAGAUGACCAGCCUGCAGCGGCAGCUUGGCAAGGAUCUCUUGGAGAGCGCGACGCUAUGGGAGGCUGCGCUUUCCAACCCAUCUGCCUGAGUUUCUCUCUAGCUAUUUUGCUAAUGACCCUACCCACGAGCGCUGGAGUUCAUUCUCUGUGGAUCGUUGUAUCCUGUCCCACUCGCUGCGGAGGGUGACACGGUCCAACAUGAUCUCCA
This is a messenger RNA of Thermothelomyces thermophilus ATCC 42464, 2295 nucleotides long. RefSeq lists its product as uncharacterized. The transcript has 2 exons. The record is from RefSeq and is a predicted model, not a curated record. Gene Ontology annotation, molecular function: protein binding. Bases 281 to 2176 code for a protein of 631 amino acids. Lineage: Eukaryota; Fungi; Ascomycota; Sordariomycetes; Sordariales; Chaetomiaceae.